Molecule: messenger RNA, 886 nt
Organism: Trichoderma harzianum CBS 226.95
Lineage: Eukaryota; Fungi; Ascomycota; Sordariomycetes; Hypocreales; Hypocreaceae
Exons: 2
Coding region: 329-709 (126 amino acids)
Biological process (GO): mitotic sister chromatid cohesion
Cellular component (GO): Ctf18 RFC-like complex
Source: RefSeq, a predicted model, not a curated record
UUCAGCCUCAUCUCAAUCCUCAUCCAUUGUAUACAACAACUCGCCCUCUAUCUUACUCUCUCACUCACUCACUUCAUUAAUUCAAUCACUCAAUUAAUUACAUACAACACUCACAUACAACUGCGUCAUCCAUCUCACCCACAAUCCCAAACAAAUUCAACCACCGGCCCACGGAAAUUUUAAAACCCCCUUCGCACCUCAUUCUAUUACGCCCCCGCUCCCCAUCUCACUUCAACCCCCAACCCCUACCUCUCUCGUAAUCAAUCAUAUCGGCGAUAUUCAUAAUCAAUCACCAUCAACGCGCUCCACAGCCUGUUACAGAACGAACAUGUCCAGCUCCUCCCAGGCCACCCAGAAAAUCCCCCUCCACCACCGCCCAGACGACACCGGCUACCGCCUCAUCGAGCUUCCCCCCGAACUGGAAAGCCUUCUCGAAUCGGAAAAUGCUCCCGUCCUCACCCUAGAAUCCUCCGAAACAUCAGCCCUCCUCAAGACCCCCGACAGGACAUACUCCCUCCGCCAGAAAAACACAUCAAACUCCGUCAUCCUCCUCUCCCCCACAGCCGACCAAGGCAUGGCCGCCAUCUCCACCAUCCGCGAGACCGUCGAGCUGGAGCUGGCGCCCCAAACUCCCGUCGCCUCGGGUGGUCCGCUCAAGAACACGGGCAGCAGGGGCAAGUGGCAUGAAAUGUUUGGUAAAGGACGAUAGGUAAAUUCACUAAACCCACUAAAUGCAAUCGCCCAAUUUAUUCUUCAAACCUGAUUUCAAAUGAUCUAUACAAAAUGCAAUGGGUUUUGUAGUAUUAAGUGUGAUCAAAGGAAGCCGCUUAUACUCAACCAUCACUACAGCCUUCGAUAGUCUUUUUGUUGCGCAUUUCGUCGAGCC